AUGAAGAUAACUCUUGUUGAUAAUAAGAUUGUGAUAGUUGGAGGUGGUAUAUGUGGUCUUGCAACAGCCCUAGCACUCCAUAGGAAGAGAAUAAAAAGUUUGGUGUUAGAAAAAUCAGAAGAGUUGAGAGCAACAGGAGCAGCUAUAAUUGUGCAAGCUAAUGGAUGGCAUGCACUUGAUCAGCUUGGUGUUGGCUCAAUACUUAGACAAACUGCCAUUCAAAUACAUGGGGGAAAAUUGAUAUCAGUUAGCGAGAAUGAGUCAAAAGAAGCACCAUUUGGUAUUAAUGGAGAAUUUCGGUGCUUAAAGCGCACUGAUUUGAUCAAAGCCAUGGCCAAUUGUUUGCCACAGGAAACUAUAUGUACCGGUUGUCAAGUACUUUCCAUAGAAUUAGAUCCUGUAACAAAAUAUCCACAGCUUUUGCUUAGCAAUGGAAGUAUCCUUCAAGCUAAGGUUGUAAUCGGAUGUGAUGGUGUCAAUUCUAUCGUUGCAAAUAUGGUUGCGCUACACACGACAAAGCUCUUGCGUUUCUCUACAUGCGUUGCACGAGGCUUCACAAAGUACCAAAAUGAUCAUCAUUUUCCUAGUGAGUUUGUUAUGAUAAGCAGAGGUCAAGUUCAACUCGGAAGGAUCCCGAUUACUGACAAACUUGUUUACUGGUUUAUAACAAGGCUCGGCACUUCUCAAGAUUCAAUAAUUUCAAAAGAUCCAGUUCUUAUCAGACGAUCAUUAAUGGAAUCAGUGAAGGGUUUUCCAAUACCCGUAGUGGACAUGAUACAAAGUUGCAAGUUGAGCUCUUUGCAUCUGACUGACUUGAAGUAUCGUCCACCUUGGGAUUUACUUCUUAACAGAUUCAAUAAAGGAACAAUAGUGGUUGCUGGUGACGCAAUGCAUGCCACUGGUCCGUUCGUGGCACAGGGUGGUUCGGCUUCCAUUGAAGAUGCAAUUGUUCUUGCUAGAUGUCUAGCAGAGAAGAUGAAUAAUACAACUGAGGCGGUAGUUGAGAGAAAUGUUGUAGAGGAAGCAUUAGAUAAAUAUGCAAAAGAAAGGAGGAUGAGAAUAUUUUGGCUCUCUUUGAAUACUUUUCUUGUUGGGAAAAGACUCGAUACAAAAUCAUGUAUAUUUAGAUUUGUAGUUUUUGCAAUGAUGUUUGUUCUGUUUAGAGGUCCGGAUGGGCAUUCGCGCUAUAAUUGUGGAGCUCUAUAA
This is a messenger RNA of Lathyrus sativus (Indian pea), 1206 nucleotides long. The record is from the annotation of a GenBank genome assembly. NCBI's taxonomy places the organism in Eukaryota, Viridiplantae, Streptophyta, Magnoliopsida, Fabales, Fabaceae.